This is a messenger RNA of Abrus precatorius (Indian licorice), 1698 nucleotides long. RefSeq names its product laccase-7-like. The record is from RefSeq and is a predicted model, not a curated record. Gene Ontology annotation, cellular component: apoplast. Bases 1 to 1698 code for a protein of 565 amino acids. Gene Ontology annotation, molecular function: hydroquinone:oxygen oxidoreductase activity; copper ion binding. NCBI's taxonomy places the organism in Eukaryota, Viridiplantae, Streptophyta, Magnoliopsida, Fabales, Fabaceae. Gene Ontology annotation, biological process: lignin catabolic process. The transcript has 6 exons.
AUGAAGCUAUUCGUGUUUUCGCUAGCAUGGGCCUUUGCUCUUCUAGCUUCUUCCGUGGCUUCAGCAGCUACUGUGGAUCACACUUUCAAAGUUCAAAACAUGACUAUCAAACGUUUGUGCAAGGAGCAAGUGAUUGUCGCAGUUAAUGGGCAAUUUCCUGGACCAACGAUAAAUGUCAACGAAGGUGACACAGUUAUUGUCCAUGUAUUGAAUGAGGGACCUUAUAAUAUCACUAUUCAUUGGCAUGGAUUAUUUCAGUUCUUGAGUGCUUGGGCUGAUGGACCUGAAUAUGUAACUCAAUGCACAAUUAGUCCGAGAAAUAAGUACACGUAUAAAUUCAACGUAACACAGCAAGAAGGAACUUUAUGGUGGCACGCUCACGCAUCAUAUUUACGCGCAACAGUUCAUGGUGCUUUCAUCAUUCACCCUCGUUCAGGCCAAUAUCCAUUUCCUAAACCAGACGAUCAGAUUCCCCUUAUAUUAGGUGAUUGGUAUAAUUCUAAUGUUGAGGAUAUUACUGCCGAAGCACAAGCUACCGGUGGUUCACCAACGACAUCUAAUGCCUUCACAAUCAACGGCUUGUCUGGCGAUCUCUUCAAUUGUUCUAAAAAGGAUAUUCAAGAUGAAAGUAAAGCAAUGCUACGAAUGAUCAACGCUGCACUCAAUUACGAUCUUUUCUUCAAGAUAGCAAACCACAAUUUCACAGUUGUUGCUGUCGAUGCUUCAUACACCGACCGCUAUGUCACUGAUGUCAUCGUUAUUGCCCCUGGCCAAAGUGCUGACGUGUUAUUCACAGCCAACCAACCCAAUGGUUCAUACUACAUGGUUGCCUCUCCUUACGUUGUUGGUCUAUCUGAAUUUAACAAAAACGCAACACGCGGCAUAGUCGUUUACCAAGAUGCGCCGCCGUCGUCACAACCCGUGAUGCCGAUUCUACCACCCUUUGACGACAACGAGACAGUGUUUAAAUUCUAUAGCAAUGUAACGAGCAAGGUGGGGGCCCCACAUUGGGUUCCUGUGCCACGUAAGGUGGAUGAGCACAUGUUCAUUACCAUUGGAUUCAACUUGGAUUUUUGUGAUCCUAAGAAUGUCACCAAUGGCACGUGUCAGGGCCCAUUUGGCCAAAGGUUUUCUGCUAGCAUGAACAAUGAGUCAUUUGUUGCUCCUACGGGGAAAGGGUUGUCUAUGUUGGAAGCAUUUUAUAAAAAUGUGAGUGGAGUGUACACUGCGGAUUUCCCUGAUAACCCCCCACUUAACUACAGCUUCACGGAUCCUGACACAGCUAUGAACAAAAGCCUUCUAUUUGCACCAAAAUCAACCAAGGUGAAGAGACUCAAGUUUAAUUCAACGGUGGAGAUUGUGUUUCAAGAUACAGCUCUUCUUGGUGGCCAGAACCAUCCUAUGCACAUUCAUGGAUUUAGCUUCCAUGUUUUGGCUCAAGGGUUUGGGAAUUUUAAUUCCACUACGGAUGUAGAAAAGUUUAAUUUGGUGAAUCCACAAAUACGCAACACAAUUGGUGUUCCUGUGGGAGGAUGGGCUGUCAUCAUAUUCCAAGCAAACAGCCCAGGGGUUUGGCUUGUGCAUUGUCAUAUGGAAGAUCACGUGCCAUGGGGACUAGCCAUGACAUUUGAGGUUGAGAAUGGACCAACUCCUUCAACCUCACUCCCUCCCCCACCUCCUGAUCUGCCUAAAUGUUAA